AUGGACAAUCAUACCACAGUGAGGACAUUCCUUCUGUGGGGAUUUUCCAGUUUCCCGGACCUGCAAGAUCUCCUCUUUGUGAUGGUUUUCUUCUCCCAUGUGACCAUUCUAGCUGCAAAUGUGUCCAUAAUGGUGGCUGUCAAGCUCAGUCAAAACCUUCACACUCCCAUGUACUUUUUCCUCUGUGGCCUCUCCUUUUCAGAAACCUGUACCACUAUGGUAAUCGUCCCCCGCGUGUUGGUGGACUUGCUAUCAGACAGUAAGUCCAUUUCUGUUUUUGAGUGUGCCACACAGAUGUUUUUCUUCUUUGGCUUGUCAGGCACUAACUGCUUCAUCAUGGCUGCCAUGUCCUAUGACCGUUGCACUGCUAUUCACAACCCACUGCACUCCUCCAUCCUCAUGACCCGGAAGAUCUGCUUUCAGUUAAUGAGGGCUGCGUGGUUGGUUGGGUCCCUGGUUUCUGUGUGCAUCGUCACCAUUGUAUUCAACUUAUCUUUCUGUGACUCCAACACCAUCCAGCACUUCUUUUGCGACAUCUCGCCUGUGGUCUGCCUUGCUUGUGACUAUACUCUGUCUUAUGAAAUGGCUAUUUUUGUGCUCUCUGCCUUUGUAUUGGUGGGCAGCUUUAUUUUAAUUAUGAUUUCCUAUGUCUUCAUUGGGUCCAUGGUUAUGAAGAUGCCUUCUGCCAAGGGGCGGUAUAAGGCCUUCUCCCCUUGCUCCUCCCACCUCACUGUGGCGUGCACACACUAUGGAUUUGCUGGCUUUGUCUAUCUGAGGCCCAAGAGCAGUGACUCAUUCCGUGAAGAUAUGCUGAUGGCUGUGACGUAUACAGCGCUGACACCUCUGCUUAAUCCCAUUGUUUACAGUCUAAGAAACCAAGAAAUGCAGACAGCCCUAAAGAAAGAUAGUAGAUAG
This is a messenger RNA of Bubalus bubalis (water buffalo), 915 nucleotides long. Its product is annotated as olfactory receptor 10T2-like. The coding region runs from base 1 to 915 and encodes 304 amino acids. Gene Ontology annotation, biological process: G protein-coupled receptor signaling pathway. Gene Ontology annotation, molecular function: G protein-coupled receptor activity; olfactory receptor activity. The transcript has a single exon. NCBI's taxonomy places the organism in Eukaryota, Metazoa, Chordata, Mammalia, Artiodactyla, Bovidae. The record is from RefSeq and is a predicted model, not a curated record. Gene Ontology annotation, cellular component: membrane.